Messenger RNA from Macrobrachium nipponense, 1299 nucleotides. Its product is annotated as ATP-dependent DNA helicase PIF1-like. Gene Ontology annotation, biological process: DNA repair; telomere maintenance. Gene Ontology annotation, molecular function: DNA helicase activity. The record is from RefSeq and is a predicted model, not a curated record. Bases 107 to 751 code for a protein of 214 amino acids. NCBI's taxonomy places the organism in Eukaryota, Metazoa, Arthropoda, Malacostraca, Decapoda, Palaemonidae. The transcript is spliced from 5 exons.
GGCAGAGGUGGGACUAGUAUUGAAAAUUGUAUAAAAUCUUGCCUCUAGAAAAGUUGUUGCACAGCAGUGGAGAAAAUGCAAGCAUUUAAUAGUUGAUGAAAUCUCAAUGGUGGAUGGUGAUUUCUUUCAGAAACUGGAAGCUGUUGCUCGUGCAAUCAGAGGAAACGAUAAGCCAUUUGGUGGAAUACAACUUAUACUGUGUGGUGAUUUCUUGCAACUUCCACCGGUUACAAAACCUGGAGAGAAAAGAGUGUUUUGUUUCCAGACAUCUGCCUGGGAAAGAUGUAUAGACCUCAAUAUGGAGCUUACUGACGUGCGAAGACAAAAUGACCAGGAGUUCAUUAACAUAUUGCAGUCUAUUAGAAUUGGAAGGUGUACAGAGGAUAUGACAGAUCAACUACGGUUAACGGAGCAAAAUAUUGUAGAAAAGGAUGGUAUCAAAGCAACGAGGCUGUGCACGCACUGUGAAGAUGUUGAUAACAUUAAUAGUGGGCACUUAAAUAAGUUAUCAGGCACGGCAGAGGUCUUUCAAUCGGUCGACAGUGAUCCAGGCUUGUCCAAGAUAUUGGACUCUCAAACCCCAGUAGUUUCUAAGCUCAUUUUGAAAGUUGGUGCUCAAGUCAUGCUUAUGAAGAACUUGGAUGUGAAUAAGGGCUUAGUUAAUGGUGCCCGAGGAGUUGUAACAGGAUUCAAAUCUGUAGGGGGAGGAGCACCUGUCACAGAAAAGUUGCCUCAGGUGUGGACAGAGUAGACGCAUCUGUAACAGCACUUCUUGACUUGUGUGGUUACUCGUCAGUCAAACCCACCUGACUGCUUCAGCUAUUGCAUGUGAAUGGGUGAUCCUAGUGAGACAGUAUGAAAAUAGACCUUACCUUGAAGAUCUGCAUAUGUUCUCUGUAGCAUAGCAAGAAAAUGGAAAAGUAGUGCAGACUAAAACAAUACAUACUAAAAAGAUUGCUCAAGGCAUAAAUGGGUACAGAUAUAAACAGUAUGGUGUAACAAAUAUCUCUAAGACUAGUACAUGGAGAGCUAAAUCAUUUGAAAAUGCACUGAACACUUGAAACUUUACACCAAAACUUUAUAAAAAUAUAAUAGUACACACAAAACCUUGAAAAACACACUGAAAAAUCACCAAUCGAAGCAGUGAAGUGUAAUUUUUGAGAUACUAAAAGAAUAAAUAUGUAACCACUCAGUCAAUGGUACUGCGAAGCUGGCGAUACAAGAGAGCAUCAGCAAUUGAAAAGCGCUUGCUAAGGUGUAGUGAUAUUAUUGUCACUUAUGGAAAGAAAAGAACUGGAA